AUGUUUUACUCUAUUCUUCACAGAGGAGGAUUAGAACACAACCGUUCCAACAAGACAUUGUCCACCAAUGGUAGUUUCUCAUACUCAUCAUCAUUAUCAUCAUCAUCAUUAGUAUUAUUAUUAUUAUUAUCAGUAAUAGUAGUAGUAUCAUCAUUCAUGGUAACUGAAUGUUCUGCAUCUCUUCCAAUACCAUUCUAUACAGCAAUUUUAGAUCCAGAGAAUUAUCAUGAGAGAAUUCGUGUUAAUGAAUAUGAUUCUACAAAACCAUUCUAUCAGUGGUGGUAUUUCUGGUUGAGAGAUGAACAAUUGAAUAGACAUUAUGCAUUCACAUAUGCUUUAUCACUUUGUAAAGGUAGAACUAGUAAUGAAAAUGAAUGUAAAUAUGAUGGUUUUUUCGUUUUAUUUGCAGUGGUUGACCAUUCUACAAGAACAUCUUUUCAAAAAGUUGAACGUUUUCCAUAUAGUUCACUUCAUACAGUUAAUGAUGGAAGUCAUUUCCAUUUACAAGUUUUUAAUCCAUCAAAUUCAAGUGAAAUGCUCUAUGAAUUGAAACCAUUAAAAGAUGGUCAAUAUCAAAUAUUUGGAAAUAUGAGAAAGAAUUCACCUAAUUUAUUCUUUACUGAUAAAAUUGAUAAUUCAUUAAAUGUUAAUUGGAAUUUAACAAUUGAUAGAAUUUAUGGUUAUUAUGGUCAGAAGAGUUUUGAAAUGCCAGAUGAAAAAUUUAGAGGAAUUAUUAUGUGGAAUACUUAUUCACAUGAUAGUUUAGUUAAUGGUAUUUUAAAUUAUCAAAGUAAUUCAAUUUCUAAUACUAUUAUUCAACCUAUUCAUGAUAGAAGAUGGAGAUUUUAUUGUGAUAUGAAUUUUGGACAAUUUUUACCUUUAGCGCCAGAUAAUGAUUUUGGAGAUAGAAAAUAUGCAUGGGGAUGGUAUUAUGCUAAUAUUCCAUCUAAUAAUAUUGAAAAUGAAUUGUCAGUUAUUGCUGGUACAGGUAGAACUUAUGCAAUGUUCCCACUUGGUACUAUGGAUGCUAGAUUUGCCGAUAUUAGAUUAAACAAGACACAUCAUAUUGAAUUGACACAAUUAAUUGUUUAUGGUGAAACAUUUUAUUAUACCAAUGAUGGUAAAGUUUUAACAUUUGAUGUUCAUAGAAGUAAUUGGACAACUAUUACUGAUACAUUCGGAUCUGCUGAAAUUCCAUUGAAACAAACUUGUGUUAUGGAAACUGAACAUUAUCUUGUUGUAAUUGAUUUUGAAUCAAAAUUCACAGAUUACAAUAGAUUGUUAUUCCCAUUGAAGGAUCAAUUAUUUUCAGAUUUUGAAGGUUUGGGUGUUAAGGCAAGUUUAUCAAUCACUUACAAACCAACAAAACAAGCCAUUGUAAAUAAUGUGGAUGUCACCUCAACAAGUGGUUUAGAAUUUGGUUAUGGUGUUAAUACUAAAUUACCAACUACAACUAGACCUCGUAUGAAUUAA
Molecule: messenger RNA, 1473 nt
Organism: Naegleria gruberi
Lineage: Eukaryota; Heterolobosea; Eutetramitea; Acrasida; Naegleriidae
Exons: 2
Coding region: 1-1473 (490 amino acids)
Source: RefSeq, a predicted model, not a curated record